ACUGUCGACUUGAAGUGGGUCCGGUGAGCCCUGGGAGCGAAGGACGUUGGAAUUGCAGUUCCUACUAGCUCCUAAGGAAUCGGAAGCGAGGAUAAGAUUUCAAGGAUCCGCCCUCCGUCGGAAUGCGAUCUGUGAUUUUCCCCGCAUGUACUGUGCAUGGUGCGGUCCGCGUGUUCACGUGAGCCGGCUCCAAGAUGGCGGCAGGGGUGGCUGGGUGGGGGGUUGAGGCCGAGGAGUUCGAGGAUGCCCCUGAUGUGGAACCGCUGGAGCCCACGCUGAGCAAUAUCAUCGAGCAGCGCAGCCUGAAGUGGAUCUUCGUCGGGGGCAAGGGCGGCGUGGGCAAGACAACCUGUAGCUGCAGCCUGGCAGUCCAGUUAUCCAAGGGAAGAGAGAGUGUUCUGAUCAUCUCCACAGACCCCGCCCACAACAUCUCCGAUGCUUUUGACCAGAAGUUCUCCAAGGUGCCUACCAAGGUCAAAGGCUAUGACAACCUCUUCGCCAUGGAAAUUGACCCCAGCCUUGGUGUGGCCGAGCUGCCCGACGAGUUCUUUGAGGAGGACAACAUGCUGAGCAUGGGCAAGAAGAUGAUGCAGGAGGCCAUGAGCGCCUUCCCCGGCAUCGAUGAGGCCAUGAGCUACGCCGAGGUCAUGAGGUUGGUGAAAGGCAUGAACUUCUCGGUGGUGGUGUUUGACACAGCCCCCACAGGCCACACGUUGAGGCUGCUCAACUUCCCCACCAUCGUCGAGAGGGGCCUGGGCCGCCUCAUGCAGAUCAAGAACCAGAUCAGCCCCUUCAUCUCACAGAUGUGCAACAUGCUGGGCCUGGGGGACAUGAACGCCGACCAGCUGGCCUCCAAGCUGGAGGAGACGCUGCCCGUGAUUCGUUCCGUCAGUGAGCAGUUCAAAGACCCUGAGCAGACCACCUUCAUCUGCGUGUGCAUCGCCGAGUUCCUCUCGCUGUACGAGACGGAGCGGCUGAUCCAGGAGCUGGCCAAGUGCAAGAUCGACACCCACAACAUCAUCGUCAACCAGCUCGUCUUCCCCGACCCCGAGAAGCCCUGCAAGAUGUGUGAAGCCCGCCACAAGAUCCAGGCCAAGUACCUAGAUCAGAUGGAGGACCUGUAUGAAGAUUUCCACAUCGUCAAGCUGCCGCUGUUACCCCACGAAGUGCGAGGGGCAGACAAGGUCAACACGUUCUCAGCCCUCCUCCUCGAACCCUACAAGCCCCCCAGCACCCAGUAGGGCCACUGCCUGUGCCCCGAUGCUGACACUUCAGGCCCACCCCAGGGCAAAGUUUGCACACAGCUGUCAUCCCACCCCCUCACCCCCACCCCGAAUGGCGCAGUGGGGAGGGGGGGCGAUUAUUGAGGGAAGGGGUGGAGGUGGG
Messenger RNA from Echinops telfairi (small Madagascar hedgehog), 1386 nucleotides. RefSeq names its product guided entry of tail-anchored proteins factor 3, ATPase (gene GET3). The record is from RefSeq and is a predicted model, not a curated record. Gene Ontology annotation, biological process: post-translational protein targeting to endoplasmic reticulum membrane. Gene Ontology annotation, molecular function: ATP binding; ATP hydrolysis activity. Lineage: Eukaryota; Metazoa; Chordata; Mammalia; Afrosoricida; Tenrecidae. The coding region runs from base 195 to 1241 and encodes 348 amino acids. Gene Ontology annotation, cellular component: GET complex. The transcript is spliced from 7 exons.